AUGGAGGAUCUAAAACUUAGAAAAGAACAAUUCGUUUCAGGUCUCACUGGCAGCUCAAUCCAAGAAAUCAAUGCCGUCGCCUCUGUAGCCCUCUGCGGUUACGUAUGUUGGAGUCUUCUAAGGUCUACAGUAGCAGACGGCAAAGUAAUGCUACUAGCUGACUUUUUUUUCAAUUGGUGUGCCAUUUUAUUAUCAAUUACUACUUAUGCCGAUAAUCCGCUUGCUCUAAACCUUCUUUUGGUAGUUCCGCCGCUUCUACUCUGGCUGUGCGUACGUCCCACUAGAAGCCAAAGGGAUAUCUCUCGGAAUUCAUUACAGAAAGCUGAAUUCAAAUUAAUGAGGCAUCCGUUUAUUACAGCAUAUCGCGGGAGUAUGAUGAUCGUCACAGCCUUAGCCAUACUAGCUGUUGAUUUUCGCAUUUUCCCUCGCAGGUUCGCCAAAGUUGAAACCUGGGGCACCUCUCUCAUGGACCUUGGUGUGGGGUCAUUUGUGUUUAGUGGUGGACUUGUCUCUUCGAGAGCGCUUUUACAGAAUAAGCUAAGUGGAGGGAGGGUUUCAGCAUUGAAAAAGAUUAUUCAUGCUUUGAGAUCAAGCGGCACUAUUCUUUUGCUGGGUCUACUUCGGCUUUAUUUUGUCAAGAAUUUAGAAUACCAGGAGCAUGUCACUGAAUAUGGUGUACACUGGAAUUUCUUCAUCACGCUUUCCCUGCUCCCUAUGGCCAUGAUACCUAUCGAUGCAAUUGCAGAGUAUAUUCCUCGUGUUGCCAUUGCCUUGGUGAUAUCUACUGUUUAUGAACUUUUUAUGGUAUUCAACAAGGACUUACUUACUUUCUUGAUAAGCGGCCCCCGAGAAACGUUUGUUGGUGCUAAUAGGGAAGGAAUUUUCUCUUUUGUUGGAUACUGCGCCAUCUUUUUAUGGGGCCAAUCGACCGGAUUUUAUACCCUGGGCAAUGUUGCGACCAAAAACAAUUUGCUAAAACCAUCGGUCCAGCCAAUUAAGAACCUUAAUAAUAUUGGCACCUGGGAAAAGCUUGCUUCCAAAGGACCUCUCUGUGGGUUGCUCACCUGGUCUUUUAUAACCUUGUCUGCGACUCAAAUUGUUUUUGCGUGGCAUCCAUUUAACGUUUCAAGAAGGUUUGCAAAUUUGCCUUAUGUUUUAUGGGUGGUGUCUUUCAAUCUCGGCGCUCUUUCUCUAUUUUGCUUAGUGGACAAAGUUUUCGAAAACUCUGCAAUCGGAUCUCAAACAUCAGUAUCGCUAGAAGCGAUGAACUCUAAUGGACUAUUUCUCUUUUUGCUUGCAAACGUUACCACUGGGCUCGUCAACAUGAUAAUGCCUACAAUUGACAUUGCUCCGGUUGAAGCAUUUUCUAUCCUCUUCCUUUACGCAUCGUUCCUUGCUUCCGUAUCUAUCUUUAUGUUGAAAAAGAGGAUUUUUAUAAAACUUUAA
Messenger RNA from Lachancea thermotolerans CBS 6340, 1446 nucleotides. It is a transcript of the gene GWT1, whose product is annotated as glucosaminyl-phosphotidylinositol O-acyltransferase. Gene Ontology annotation, biological process: GPI anchor biosynthetic process; protein localization to plasma membrane. NCBI's taxonomy places the organism in Eukaryota, Fungi, Ascomycota, Saccharomycetes, Saccharomycetales, Saccharomycetaceae. The transcript has a single exon. The coding region runs from base 1 to 1446 and encodes 481 amino acids. The record is from RefSeq and is a predicted model, not a curated record. Gene Ontology annotation, cellular component: membrane; endoplasmic reticulum. Gene Ontology annotation, molecular function: glucosaminyl-phosphatidylinositol O-acyltransferase activity.